UCGGGCAGGAAGCAGCAGCUGCUGCCGCACAUUUCCCUGCCUUGCAGGAGGAUUUUUCCAGCCCGGGAGGAAGAAUUGGAUGAAGCGGGACAGGGCUGAGCUCCCCCCCAGCACAGAUUGAGGACAGCCCUGCCUCGCUCAGGCUCUGAGGACUGCAAGCCCUAAAAAUGGGAAAAUCCCAAAUUUUCCCCUCCAAGCCCUGCGUGCUGCUGCUGCUGCUGGCCGAGCUGAGCCGCGCCCAGUACGAGCUCUGGCCGUACCCUGGCUACCCCGAGCCAUCCCCCCAGGUCUUCCAGCCCCAACAGAGAGCCUCAAACGUGCCCAAAAUCCAGCUGAGGCUGGCAGGGCAGAAGAGGAAGCACAACGAGGGCAGGGUGGAGGUGUUCUACGGCGGAGAGUGGGGCACCGUGUGCGACGACGACUUCUCCAUCCACGCCGCCAACGUGGUGUGCAGGGAGCUGGGCUACGUGGAGGCCGUGUCCUGGCUGCCCAGCUCCAAGUACGGAAAAGGAGAAGGGAAGAUCUGGCUGGACAACGUGCACUGCACGGGCAGGGAGAGCAGCCUGGCCGCCUGCGGCUCCAACGGCUGGGGCGUCAGCGACUGCAAGCACAGCGAGGACGUGGGCGUGGUGUGCAGCGAGAAGAGGAUCCCUGGCUUCAAGUUUGACAACUCCCUGAUUAAUCAAAUCGAGAACAUGAACAUCCAGGUGGAGGACAUCCGCAUCCGCGCCAUCCUGGCCACCUACCGCAAGCGCGUGCCGGUCACCGAGGGCUACGUGGAGGUGAAGGAUGAAGGCACCUGGAAGCAGAUCUGUGACAAGCACUGGAGCAUGAAGAAUUCCCGAGUGGUGUGCGGGAUGUUCGGCUUCCCCAGCGAGAGGAAAUACAACACCAACGUCUACAAGAUGUUUGCCAGCCGGAGGAAGCAGCACUACUGGCCUUACUCCAUGGAGUGCAGCGGCAGCGAGGCGCACAUUUCCAGCUGCAGGCUGGGCGCACAUCUGGCGGGCGCGGGGCAGAACAGCAGCUGUGCGGGCGGGAUGCCAGCCGUGGUCAGCUGCGUGCCCGGCCGCGCCUUCGCCCCCAGCAGCCACAGCGGCUUCCGAAAAGCCUUCAGGCAGGAGCAGCCCCUGGUGAGGCUGAAAGGAGGAGCCAACACGGGCGAGGGCAGGGUGGAGGUGCUCAAGAACGGCGAGUGGGGCACGGUGUGCGACGACAGCUGGAACCUGGUGUCGGCCAGCGUGGUGUGCCGCGAGCUGGGCUUCGGCAGCGCCAGGGAGGCCAUCACGGGCGCCAGGCUGGGCCAAGGAAUGGGUCCCAUCCACCUGAACGAGAUCGAGUGCACGGGCUUUGAGAAGUCGGUCACGGACUGCAAGUUCAACACCGAGUCCCAGGGCUGCAACCACGAGGAAGAUGCUGCUGUGAGGUGCAACGUGCCAGCCAUGGGCUUCCAGAACCAGCUUCGCCUGAGCGGGGGCCGCAACCCCUACGAGGGCCGUGUGGAGGUGCUGGCCGAGCGCAACGGGACCCUGAGGUGGGGCACGGUCUGCAGCCACAACUGGGGCACCGUGGAGGCCAUGGUGGUGUGCAGGCAGCUGGGGCUGGGCUUUGCCAGCCACGCCUUCCAGGAAACGUGGUACUGGCACGGGGACGUGAGCGCUGACGACGUGGUGAUGAGCGGGGUCAAGUGCUCGGGGACGGAGAUGUCCCUGUCCCACUGCCGGCACGACGGGGCCCACGUGUCCUGCCCCAGGGGAGGGGGGCGCUUCGGGGCCGGCGUGUCCUGCUCGGAGACCGCGCCCGACCUGGUGCUGAACGCGGAGCUGGUGGAGCAGACGGCGUACCUGGAGGACAGGCCCAUGUUCCUGCUGCAGUGCGCGCUGGAGGAGAACUGCCUGGCCAGCUCGGCCGCCAACACCUCGCUGACCUCGGGCUACCGGCGCCUGCUGCGCUUCUCCUCGCAGAUCCACAACAACGGCCAGUCCGACUUCCGGCCCAAGAACGGGCGCCACGCCUGGGUGUGGCACGACUGUCACCGGCACUACCACAGCAUGGAGGUGUUCACCCACUACGACCUCCUGAACCUCAAUGGCACCAAGGUGGCCGAGGGACACAAGGCCAGCUUCUGCCUGGAGGACACGGAGUGCGAAGCAGAUGUGCAGAAGCAGUACGAGUGUGCCAAUUUUGGGGAGCAGGGGAUCACGGUGGGCUGCUGGGACGUUUAUCGGCACGACAUCGACUGCCAGUGGAUCGACAUCACUGACGUCCCCCCCGGGGAUUACCUCUUCCAGGUCGUGAUCAACCCCAACUACGAGGUGGCAGAGUCGGAUUAUUCCAACAACGUCAUGAAAUGCCGGAGCCGCUACGACGGGCAGCGCAUCUGGAUGUACAACUGCCACAUAGGCGGUUCCUUCAGCGAGGAGACGGAGCAGAAAUUCGACCACUUCAGGGGACUCACAAAUAACAACGUGUCCGCCCGGUAGAAUUCCCACUAAUUUAAGGAAGCCAGGACUGCUCCGGCCCUUCCCGAACCACUGCACCCCCAGGACAUCGAGCCUCAACCAAACUCUCAAUUCCAGGUGGAUCAUUCCAGAAAAAAUUCCUCUCCCUGCCCAGUUUAGGUGCUCAACCACCCCUCGGUGCCUCCUGCAAUUCCAGCUCUUCAUCGUUCCAAAGAUUUUCCUGCACUCAGGUCCCAAAAAAUGUCUUUAUCCUUCAUUUCCAAGGCAUGAUUUGGGAAUUUUUCAGCUCUUUUUUUCCACUCCCAACGCCUCUGUUUGUGCUGCUGCUUCCUGCACUCGGCUCCUCCUCAGCAGCAAGGGAAUACAAGGAAAGGAAAAGGAAAAAAAUGAAAGGAAAAAAGGAUAAAAGGAAAAAUGGAAAAAUGGAAAAAAUGGAAAAAUGGAAGAAAGGAAAAAAGGAGCAGCUUUUUGUGAGCAGAACAGUGUAAAGCUGAAUUUAAUACUGCAGUGAAACGCUCGGAUCCAACAACCGCCAAUCUCCGGAGGGGAGCAAACGCAGAACGCGGAAUUUCACAGGGAAUCUCACAGGGAAUCUCUCAUGGAAUUUCAUUUCACACAGAAUUUCACAGAAUUUCAUUUCACAUGGAAUUCCACACGGAAUCUCUCAUGGAAUUUCAUUUCACACGGAAUUCCACACGGAAUCUCUCAUGGAAUUUCAUUUCAUGUAGAAUUUCACAUGGAAUUUGACAUGGAAUUUCAUUUCACCUAAAAUUUCACUAAAAUUUCAUAUGUAAUUUCAUUUCACAUAAAAUCUCUCAUGGAAUUUCAUUUCAUGUAAAAUUUCACAUGGAAUUCCACAAGGAAUUUCAUUCCACAUGGAAUUUCACAUGGAAUUUCAUUUCACAUAAAGUUUCACAUGGGAUUCCACACGGAAUUUCAUUUCACAUGGAAUUUCACAUGGAAUUUCAUUUCACAUGGAAUUUCAUUUCACAUAAAAUUUCACAUCAAAUAUUACAUGGAAUUUCAUUUCACAUAAAAUUCCACAUGGACUUUCAUUUCAUGUGGAGUUUCACAUGGAAUUCCACAUGGAAUUUCAUUUCACAUGGAAUUCCACAUGGAAUUUCAUUUCACAUGGAAUUUCACAUAAAAUUUCAUUUCAUAUAAAGUUUCACAUGGAAUUCCACAUAGAAUUUUACAUGGAAUUUCAUUCCACAUGGAAUUUUACAUGGAAUUUCAUUCCACAUGGAAUUUCACAUGGAAUUCCAUUUCACAUAAAAUUCCACAUGGAAUUCCACACGGAAUUUCAUCUCACAGGGUAUCAGACCCCUCAGCACCCAGAACUUUGCAAUUCCCCAGGUCUGAGGUCUCAGAGCUGGGAAUUUCCAUCCCACAGGGAUCCUCAAAUUCCAGAAUCACCUCCUCACCAGAUUUUACAUCAUUUUUUUUUUUCCCCAAGGAUAAAUUAGGAUAUUUUAUCCUUGUGAAAAUUCCUGCCUCUCAUCCCCAGGGAUCUGCUCCUGUGGGAAUUC
Catharus ustulatus (Swainson's thrush) is the source of this 3991-nucleotide messenger RNA. RefSeq names its product lysyl oxidase like 2 (gene LOXL2). Gene Ontology annotation, biological process: peptidyl-lysine oxidation. Gene Ontology annotation, molecular function: copper ion binding; protein-lysine 6-oxidase activity. Bases 168 to 2483 code for a protein of 771 amino acids. NCBI's taxonomy places the organism in Eukaryota, Metazoa, Chordata, Aves, Passeriformes, Turdidae. The record is from RefSeq and is a predicted model, not a curated record. Gene Ontology annotation, cellular component: membrane. The transcript is spliced from 14 exons.